Molecule: messenger RNA, 770 nt
Organism: Ictalurus furcatus (blue catfish)
Lineage: Eukaryota; Metazoa; Chordata; Actinopteri; Siluriformes; Ictaluridae
Gene: eif1
Product: eukaryotic translation initiation factor 1
Exons: 4
Coding region: 152-493 (113 amino acids)
Biological process (GO): translational initiation
Cellular component (GO): eukaryotic 43S preinitiation complex
Molecular function (GO): translation initiation factor activity; ribosomal small subunit binding; RNA binding
Source: RefSeq, a predicted model, not a curated record
CCAUUUUGUUUCAGCAGCUGACGAGCCACCGGCUGAGGAAUAGACACGCAGAGUUACUCCGUCACCAGCGCGUUAAAUUAGUACUAAACCCGCAUCAAUACACCGGGCCGAGCCUCCCGUUAUCAUCCGAAAGGAAAAGGAACCGUGUCGUAUGUCCGCUAUCCAGAACCUCCAAACUUUUGACCCCUUUGCUGAUGCAACUAAGGGUGAUGAUCGGCUCCCAGCAGGGACUGAGGACUACAUCCACAUAAGAAUCCAGCAGAGGAACGGCAGGAAGACUCUGACCACAGUGCAGGGCAUUGCCGACGACUAUGACAAGAAGAAGCUAGUCAAGGCCUUCAAGAAGAAGUUUGCAUGCAAUGGGACAGUGAUUGAACACCCUGAGUAUGGUGAAGUGAUCCAGCUGCAGGGAGACCAGCGCAAAAACAUCUGCCAGUUCCUCACAGAGAUUGAACUGGCCAAAGAGGAACAGCUCAAAGUCCACGGUUUCUAGAAGCUUCUUUUACCCUCCCCCAUACCCUCACCUUCUCUACUAAUUAACCCUUCCACCUCCCCUCUGACACCCCUAACAACCCCCCAUAUAAAGGUAUAACAGAGACGAUGACUCUGGCUCCUGAUUGGAGACGCUGCUCCAACAUGGCUUCCUCACAGCUCAGAUGGCCGACGCCCAGCUGAUUUCUCUCUUUUUCCUUUUUAGUUAAUCGUGUGCUUUUCAUCUUUGUUUUGUACAUGUUUCAAUAAAAAUCCUCAGAUGUUAUGUCAUCCUGUGA